Molecule: messenger RNA, 2037 nt
Organism: Caenorhabditis sp. 36 PRJEB53466
Lineage: Eukaryota; Metazoa; Nematoda; Chromadorea; Rhabditida; Rhabditidae
Source: the annotation of a GenBank genome assembly
AUGCGUCGAAAAAGCAGCGGGCCGCGUGACGAUGAGCCCGAUACCGAUGUUAAAGUGCUGACAGACACACUUGAAGAGUACUGAAUAUCUAAACCAGACAUUUUGAGACCUUCUCCUAAUCUCCUCUUCAUUUCAGCCGUUCCCGUCGCAGCAAAGAGAGAACCGCGACGACAGGAGCUGCAGGAGCCGGUGGAGCCAACGCGAACGAACGGAUGUCGAAGAGAGUGGCGUCGGCGUCGCUGGCACUUCGGCCGCAGACAAAGUCGUCGGAUUUGAUGUGUGUGUGCGAUUCGAUUGAUGAUUCGGUGAGUUUAAAAAAUGGGACGUAGCGUGUGACAAGCAAGGCUUUUGAAAAUUAACAUUGCCUUUUUUCCAUCAAAGUCCCAUAAACUCUUCUCUCAUUUUCAGACGGUCACCAAGAUCACAAGCCUUCCGGAGGGAAUCGAGCGACGCGAAUGGAUUGCUCACAAUGUGCUCGGACUGUUCGAGCAUGUGAACGCACUUUGCGGAACUCUGACGGAAGUGUGUACGCAGCACACGUGCCCCCACAUGAGCUAUCCGGGUACGAGUAAAGCCGUCUAUCAGGAUGAGCGCGGAAAGCGGCAGAUUUAUCCGGCGAUGCAGUACAUUGAUUGCGUCAUAACACAGUGCGAAACGAUGAGCCGACAGGAGGAGAUUUUUCCCACUAAAUAUGGUAUGGUUUUGAAGAACAUUGCAGCAAGUAUUAAAAAUUGCUAGGAUAAAUUUUGACCCCCGUGAUUCUUUGCGAAUGGAUGAAAUACGUGAGAAAGUCAAUUUAAAACUUUCUAGAACUUUCCUUCUAAAUUUUUUGGAGACAUUACUCGAUGCUCAUACCUAUAAAUCUGCGAUUUCAGGCAACAAGUUCAACGAUAGCUUCGAACCGUCGGUGAAGAAGAUGCUGCGCCACCUGUUCCACUGCAUGGGUCACAUGUACACAAAGCACUGGGACGUGCUCGGCGCCCUCCAACUCCGUCCACAAUGCGCCAUGGUCUUCGCGCACAUUGCCGAACUCGGAAGGACAUUCAAUCUGCUCGACGCCAAAGAACAGGAGCAAGUUGACGAGUGUGUUGUUGAGGUAAGCAGCACGAAUCAAGGCCGGUGACACACCCCAAAUUCAGUGGGUGGAAACGGUGAUUUGAGAUAGCCUCAUCUCGUCUCUGAUGUGAUAUUGAGAAGAAACAAAUGAAUGGGGGAUGUAGCUGGGGAAAUUGACUGGAAGCGUUCAAAAAUCGCAUACACCUCCUGCCAAGUCCCUUUUUCUCAGUCUCACUAAUUAUACACAAUUAUCGUGUACCAGUGCCAGUGUGAAAUGUGACAGAUGAACAGAAAUGUAACUUGGAGACGAUUAUCUACGGAUUUCAACUUGUUCUAGAAAAACACGACCAUUUUUCAUACAAAAGUCGUCCGACAAGUCAUUAGAUAAUUGAAAAUUCAGAGAUUUGGUAAUAUGGUAAUAUUUUUGAUAUUCUUUCCAUAUCCGCAAAUAUUCUGAGAACUAUUAUCGAGCUCAAACUUGUGGAAGGCCACCCCAUUCCCAGCCGCUUCCUUGUUUAUAACUGCGUUGGCAGCAGUGAUAGGAAUGUGGAGAGAUGGCCGAGUGGUCUAAGGCGCUGGUUUUAGGCACCAGUCCCUCCGGGGGCGUGGGUUCGAAUCCCACUCUCUUCAAUGCUUUUUCUUUUAUUGACACCUAAGGAUUUUAGAUUGACUUUUAGCUUUCCGACACUUUUGGUAAUGUGUUUGACACAGUUUUAGAAGCAGAAAAAUGGUGUGGUUAGCUAGAGUCUAAAGAGUUUUUGUUCUGAACUUCAUUGUAAUUGCUUUGAAAAUCCACAAUUCUCAAUUUUUCAGGUGCGACCAGUUCUUCCGGUGUUCUCGCAAGCCAACUCAAUGGACGACGGCGACAAACCGAUGGAUUCGGAGCGUGCCGUCCGAGUUCCGUCGUCGAAAAGUGGCAGUUGGGGAGGAUAUCCGUCGCCGGCGGUGCUCUCGUGCAAGGCCUACGCCCAAACUUGCUGA